Diabrotica virgifera virgifera (western corn rootworm) is the source of this 446-nucleotide messenger RNA. Its product is annotated as cecropin-A-like. The coding region runs from base 146 to 349 and encodes 67 amino acids. The transcript has 2 exons. Gene Ontology annotation, cellular component: extracellular region. Lineage: Eukaryota; Metazoa; Arthropoda; Insecta; Coleoptera; Chrysomelidae. The record is from RefSeq and is a predicted model, not a curated record. Gene Ontology annotation, biological process: defense response to Gram-negative bacterium; defense response to Gram-positive bacterium; antibacterial humoral response.
UUUUUAUCUUUUGUAAAACCAGAAUCAGGGGAUCUACAGUUCUUUUUGUUAAAUGUCUUAUUCACAAAUAUAUAUAAGAGACGUAUGGUGAAUGUUUCUCUGAAGAUAUAAUUUAGAUACUCCAACGAUAUCAUAUCGAUUCAAGAUGAAACUAUCAGUUAUUUUUAUUUUUGCAUUAAUAUUACUAGUUGCUUGCACUGGCCAAACUGAGGGCAGAAAGUUCUGGAGGAAAUUCGGGAAGAAAUUGGAAAAGGUAGGGCAAAAUGUAAGGAAAGCUGCGGAAAAGACCCUCCCUAUUGUUCAAGGAUAUGCUGGAGUUGCAACUCAGUUGGGAUACGGUCGACAUUAAUAUCACACACUCAUCAAACAAAAUUCUUAGUUUAAGACAAUAUUUUUUUAAUUUUAUAGAAAAAUAUUUAAAAUAUUAAAUUAUUUAUUUAUGGUAA